This is a messenger RNA of Perognathus longimembris pacificus (Pacific pocket mouse), 1783 nucleotides long. It is a transcript of the gene Nfix, whose product is annotated as nuclear factor I X. Gene Ontology annotation, cellular component: nucleus. Gene Ontology annotation, biological process: regulation of transcription by RNA polymerase II. The record is from RefSeq and is a predicted model, not a curated record. Gene Ontology annotation, molecular function: RNA polymerase II cis-regulatory region sequence-specific DNA binding; DNA-binding transcription factor activity, RNA polymerase II-specific. Lineage: Eukaryota; Metazoa; Chordata; Mammalia; Rodentia; Heteromyidae. The transcript is spliced from 11 exons. The coding region runs from base 240 to 1748 and encodes 502 amino acids.
GGGCGCGAGAGGCAGCGGCGGCCGCUGGAGCAGCCGGCGGGGCCGAGGCGGCGAUCGGAGAGCGCGGAGCGAGCUGCGCGCGCGGGGCCGAGCGCAGGGCCGAGGGCCGGGCGGGCACCGCGCGGCGGAGGCCGGAGGAGCCGCAGCCGCAGCCGGAGCCGGAGCCCGAGCGCGAUCGCCGCCUGCCGGGCCUCCCCUGGCCACGGCCGGCCGCCGCGCUCCCGCCCGAGUGCCCAGCUAUGUACUCCCCGUACUGCCUCACCCAGGAUGAGUUCCAUCCAUUCAUUGAGGCCCUGCUGCCUCACGUCCGCGCCUUCUCCUACACCUGGUUCAACCUGCAGGCGCGGAAGCGCAAGUACUUCAAGAAGCACGAGAAGCGGAUGUCGAAGGAUGAGGAGCGCGCCGUGAAGGAUGAGCUGCUGGGCGAGAAGCCUGAGAUCAAGCAGAAGUGGGCAUCCCGGCUGCUGGCCAAGCUGCGCAAAGAUAUCCGGCCUGAGUUCCGUGAGGACUUUGUGCUGACCAUCACGGGCAAGAAGCCCCCCUGCUGCGUGCUCUCCAACCCUGAUCAGAAGGGCAAGAUCCGGCGGAUUGACUGCCUGCGCCAGGCCGACAAGGUGUGGCGGCUGGACCUGGUCAUGGUGAUUUUGUUUAAGGGGAUCCCCCUGGAAAGUACUGAUGGGGAGCGGCUCUACAAGUCGCCCCAGUGCUCAAACCCCGGCCUGUGCGUCCAGCCACAUCACAUUGGAGUCACAAUCAAAGAACUGGAUCUUUAUCUGGCUUACUUUGUCCACACUCCGGAAUCCGGACAAUCAGAUAGUUCAAACCAGCAAGGAGAUGCGGACAUCAAACCACUGCCCAACGGGCACUUAAGUUUCCAGGACUGUUUUGUGACUUCUGGGGUCUGGAAUGUGACAGAGCUGGUGAGAGUAUCACAGACUCCUGUUGCCACAGCAUCAGGGCCCAACUUCUCGCUGGCAGACCUGGAGAGUCCCAGCUACUACAACAUAAACCAGGUGACCCUGGGACGGCGGUCCAUCACCUCUCCUCCUUCCACCAGCACCACCAAGCGCCCCAAAUCCAUUGAUGACAGUGAGAUGGAGAGCCCUGUGGAUGAUGUGUUCUACCCUGGGACAGGCCGCUCCCCGGCCGCUGGCAGCAGUCAGUCAAGUGGGUGGCCCAACGACGUGGAUGCAGGCCCGGCUUCUCUAAAAAAGUCAGGAAAGCUGGACUUCUGCAGUGCCCUCUCCUCUCAGGGCAGCUCCCCGCGCAUGGCUUUCACCCACCACCCGCUGCCUGUGCUUGCUGGAGUCAGACCAGGGAGCCCCCGGGCCACGGCGUCGGCGCUGCACUUCCCCUCCACAUCCAUCAUCCAGCAGUCGAGCCCGUACUUCACGCACCCUACCAUCCGCUACCACCACCACCAUGGGCAGGACUCCCUGAAGGAGUUCGUGCAGUUCGUCUGCUCAGAUGGCUCGGGCCAGGCCACCGGACAGCCCAACGGUAGCGGCCAGGGCAAAGUCCCGGGGUCAUUUUUGCUACCACCGCCGCCUCCAGUGGCCAGACCUGUGCCCCUUCCUAUGCCUGAUUCCAAAUCCACCAGCACUGCCCCAGAUGGCGCCGCCUUGACUCCUCCGUCACCUUCAUUCGCAACGACAGGCGCCUCCUCUGCCAACCGGUUUGUCAGCAUCGGACCCCGGGACGGCAACUUUCUGAACAUCCCACAGCAGUCUCAGUCCUGGUUCCUCUGAUAAGAUCAACAAAGAAAAAAGAAAAUGAAAAGAAG